GUUUAGCUGACGGAACAACACUGAUAUCAAGCAAGGGCUGAGGACAAGAGGCUGAUACAGUAAUAUAGCUUCUAGUGUUAAACAUGGAUAAAUACAAAUGUUAGAUUUUCUGUCAUUAAGAUGAUCUACAACAUUGCAUAAAAUUAGUGAAUUGGGCUACUAGGCUACUGUCCAUUGUAAUGAGCCAUUAACGUUUAAAGUUGUCAUCAUGUCAUGUCUUCAGGUGAAUGCAGAUAACCUUACUACUAGUAGUAGGACCCAUUGGUUCUGUUAAAUUAUUAAAUGUUAAAUAAUUUGGGAAAGCUAAAAGUUUAACCAAUUACAGUUUGAAGAAAUACCUCAAACCCCAGCGGUAUCAUAAUGAGAUCCAGAGUGUUAACGUUAAAUCUACAAAAGUUGUUAACGUCAUCGCCAAGUCUGUCGAUACAUGGCCGUAGUUGUUCUGUGAGUGCAUCGGUCAACAGGAACGUUAAUGUUAAACAAAAAGACGAAUUGUUCAAGACGAAGUUGGCGACUGGACCAGGGUUUCAUGACUUCAUCAAAGAUGCUUCUGCCAGCAAGAAAUCGACAAGCAUCAAUCAGGAAUCCGACAAUAGACAUGCAUAUCUUCCUGAGGACGCCACGGAUGGAAAUUCAAGGAAAGUGUUUUUUGAAACCUAUGGCUGUCAGAUGAACGUCAAUGAUACUGAGAUUGCUUGGUCAAUUCUGCAGAAAAAGGGAUAUCUCCGAGCCAAAGAACUCACUGAGGCAGAUGUUGUUCUCCUAGUCACAUGUUCAGUCAGAGAGAAGGCAGAGCAGACCAUCUGGAACAGACUUAAACAGCUCACUGCUCUUAAAAAGAAGCGAACAAAAGCUCAGGGUCCCAUGAAGAUUGGACUUUUAGGUUGCAUGGCAGAGCGUCUGAAAUCAGAGCUACUGGAACGGGAGAAGCUUCUAGAUAUUGUGGCGGGUCCGGAUGCAUACCGGGACCUCCCCCGCUUGUUGGCUCUGGCCUCUGGUGGACAGCGAGCCAGCAACGUGCUUCUCUCCCUGGAGGAGACCUAUGCUGAUGUCAUGCCUGUGCAUCACACCACAGGACACAGUGCCUUUGUGUCCAUCAUGAGGGGUUGUGACAACAUGUGCAGCUACUGCAUUGUGCCUUUCACACGGGGUCGGGAGCGGAGCAGACCAGUGGCCUCCAUCCUGGAGGAAGUCCGGCUCCUCUCCGAGCAGGGGGUCCGGGAGGUCACGCUUCUGGGCCAGAAUGUGAACAGCUACCGGGACACAUCUGAGCAGCAGUUCUGUGGGUCAGAGCCGACUCAGCUCAGCCGUGGCUUCAGCACCGUGUACCGGAUCCGCCAGGGAGGCCUGCGGUUUGCUGACCUGCUGGAUCGCGUGUCACUCAUUGAUCCCAACAUGAGGAUCCGCUUCACGUCCCCCCACCCAAAAGACUUUCCAGACGAGGUGCUGCAUCUGAUCCAGGAGCGGGGGAACAUCUGCAAGCAGAUCCACCUGCCAGCGCAGAGCGGCAGCAGUCGCGUUCUCCAGGCCAUGCGCCGCGGGUACACAAGGGAAGCCUAUCUUGAACUUGUGGAAAAUGUUUGCCGCAUAAUUCCUGGGGUGAGCCUGAGCAGUGACUUCAUCGCUGGCUUCUGCGGGGAGACGGAGGAGGACCACCUGGAGUCGCUCUCUCUGCUCCGAGCCGUGCGUUACAACGUGGGCUUCCUCUUCGCCUACAGCAUGAGGAAGAAGACCCAUGCGUACCACCGUCUCCAGGACGACGUCCCAGCAGAGGUGAAGCAACGGCGACUGCAGGAACUCAUCUCUGUGUUCCGAGAAGAGGCGGUCCGUGUCAACAGCAGCCUUGUGGGCAGCACCCAGCUCGUCUUGGUGGAGGGAGAGAGCAAGAGAUCUGCUCAGGAGCUGUCUGGCAGGAGUGAUGGCAAUGUGAAGGUGAUCUUCCCCAAACAGGAAGUGCCUGGCCUGGACCCUGGGUCCUACGUGGAGCCUAUCAAACUGGGAGACUACAUACUGGUCAAGAUUACCUCCGCCAGCUCCCAGAGUAUGAGAGGCUAUCCUGUGUGCCGCACCACACUGAGUGAGGCCACUCAUUACUCACCUGACACCCUCCUCAGCACCCUGCAGCAGCAGCACUCCACCGCUGAGCCCCCCAAAGACAGCCACGUACACUCCUGUGGCUAACAGACCGUGUGGACAUUCAGACUGAGAUUGAAAGAGGGAGAGUGAAAAAUGUUCCCUUGUAGAGAGAGAGAGAAAAAAAAGCACUCUGGAGAAGGAGUGGUUAAAAACCCAAAUGUAUUUAUUGUAAUGCUCGAACAUGGAAGGCACAGAUCCACCACAGCCAAACAGAAUGUACUGCAAAGAAAUGCAUAUGUGGUUUAUAAAAAAGACCACAGACGUGUGCAGGUUCAAGUCUUUGGCUCUCAUUAAUUACACCCUGAUGCACUAUGCGGAGAAGACUUUGCUGACUAGGAGGCCGGAAUGGAGGGAUAGAAGGAAAGAAGGAUGGAGGGAUGGGGUAGAGAGAUCGAGGAAACGACUGACUCAUCCUCUGAACUGAACAUCUGUUCCAAUCAGCAUGAAGUCCUGAGAGGGGAGAGAGCAAAUGACUGAGUCAGCACUUUGGCAAUGCCCUUACAGUUACACAGCUACACCUGAUGGUGUUUGUAUAAUGUUUGUUUUAUAGACUGUGUAAACCAUGCAUUUAUAAGGUAUCACAAUACCGUAUAUUUUCUCAGGUUUUUAUUUAAGCAGUUAUAUCUAACUAACCAGCAGUUUUCAACUAAUGUUGAGUGAUGUUACUUAGCUUUUAUUCAGGAUUAUGUACUUGCAGGGCAUUAGUGUGUGCUUAAUUUAAUUUGAAAUCUGGAUGUAAGGACAUCAUGAAAAUAAAGAUAGCUCUCCUAUUCUGGGAGAUUUAGAGGAUAUCUCACCUUCAAGACCUGCAGCUGAGUGUUCACAAGAUUCAUCUUUCCGAUUGCAGGGAGAGGGUAGCCUUGCUGCAGAUGAGCUUGAGGGAGAGAGAAAUACCAGAGAGAUUUUAUCAUGUUCCCCCUGGGAGUACACCAAUAUAUCGCUUUUCUGGAGACAAGUUGCUGCACUGUUAUUGGGUAAGAAAUACUCACCAUUGAUUUUAGGGAGCACGGCAACCUUCAACACCAUCAGGAAAAUGUUAUCGAGCGAUCUCACCUGUAGGGUACAACAUUAGGGUUAUGAUGACUUAUAAAUAGUGAAAUGUUUGCCUUAUAGUACAAAACUGACAGUCCUUUUUUCAUGCUGUCCAUAACUCACCUGAAAAGGACCCACGUAACUGGCCCCCAGUGCCAUAUCCAUUCUGUGGGAGGCAGAGAGAUAUUUGGCUGCAUAUGUCAUGGCUUGACGGGCUCUGAAUUCUCCCAUUUCCCUAACAGCUGUCAGGGUGGGCAUAAGCGUUGAAACUCAGACUCACCUGUUGAGGCUGACCGAGCCGGCUAGUUUCACGCCGGUCACGUAGAUGUGGGCGCUGACGCUGGCUUCCUGGGAGAGAAGAGAUAGGGUGGGGUUGGGGAGAUUUGAGAGGAUGUACAGUUUUAUUUUAUCUGCCUUUUCCCAGCCCUACCACAUCCCCAUACAAAUGUAUUUGGAAUAAUCAUAAACAGCAUUGGAAAUCUGACAUGGCAUGGAAUAUCAACAUUAUUUUGUGAGGACAAAUGGCUUGUGCCCUCUCUAGGACAUGCACAUUCAGCUAGUGAAUGUUGUUAUUGAUACGUUAGGGAUUCACAUAAGCACUGA
Molecule: messenger RNA, 3771 nt
Organism: Alosa sapidissima (American shad)
Lineage: Eukaryota; Metazoa; Chordata; Actinopteri; Clupeiformes; Clupeidae
Gene: cdk5rap1
Product: CDK5 regulatory subunit associated protein 1
Exons: 13
Coding region: 361-2181 (606 amino acids)
Biological process (GO): tRNA modification; negative regulation of cyclin-dependent protein serine/threonine kinase activity
Cellular component (GO): cytosol; mitochondrion
Molecular function (GO): tRNA-2-methylthio-N(6)-dimethylallyladenosine(37) synthase activity; 4 iron, 4 sulfur cluster binding
Source: RefSeq, a predicted model, not a curated record